This is a messenger RNA of Ictidomys tridecemlineatus (thirteen-lined ground squirrel), 3872 nucleotides long. The record is from RefSeq and is a predicted model, not a curated record. Lineage: Eukaryota; Metazoa; Chordata; Mammalia; Rodentia; Sciuridae.
CUUUGUCAUGAAAACUAUAUAUGUUAUACUUUACCAUUAAAUACUAUCUAUGGUAACAUUUUCAAAAGACAAUAUACUGUGAAGUCUUCAUCAAGUCUAGAAGGGAUCACCAUCCACAUAUCUCUUGAUCUGAUUUAUCCCAGUACACCUCCUCAGGUCACUUUAUAAAGGAUGGAUUAGUACUACCUUUGCUCAUCUAAGAAAAUUAUAACCCGGAAAUGGUCAGGUAAAAAGAGUCCAGCCUGAAUCUUACAAAAUGAGGUGAUUCCUUGGCUUUGCAUAAGAAAAAUAGUUGACUCAGAAUUCUGUUAUUACUCUUCUGCAGCCAUCUGGAUUUAAUAAAUAAUACUUAUUCUCCUGUUUUAAAUGGAAUCCAUUGACAAAAAUUAUCCUUCCCAUACACCCCCAAUUAAAUGCUUAAAGGAGAGAAGUAAUCCGAAGAAAACACUCCUAAUCCUGUCAAAGGAAACAUGGAGCCUUAGAAUAUGUAUUUACCACUCCUCUCAUCCUUUGCACUAUUCAAUGUCUAGCAGCUUCACACUGUUGCUAUAGAGAUGGUGAUAUCACCAGUUGUGAUUCUGAUGUCACUCCCCAGUCCCAACAAGGGGGAGGUACAUGGAAAUCUGGGGGAGAAAACAAGAUCUUGAGCUGAGCAAGAACAUCCCAGCAUCUUCAUUGACUUUUAAAGUAUAUUCUGGCGUCUUCUGUGGUUCACUAUUCCAGAGCUACAGAGCAACAACCAAAUUUAUUCAGCUUCUAUAAUGUACCAGGCACUUACAGAGAGGGAGGAAGAAAAAGAGAAAGGACAUAAUAAAUAUAUUCAUCCUUAAAACUAGUCAUAAAACCUGGUUGCAUAAACCUCAAAACUUAAUCAGAUUCUCCAAUUUGAGAAAGAAAGAAAAUGAGCUAUCUGGAAUUAGAAAUGGGAAGAAUUUGUAUAUUCAUUCUUUCAGCAGUAAUUAUUAAGCACCAACUUUAAGAUUCCUUAUAUAUUACAUGGCAGGAGGGGUGGGUAAACUUAGGGAUAGAGAAGACAACAAAUUAAUCAAGAGCUUUCCUCUUAUCUCAGAAUCUGUUCUCAGGAAAAAUGUCAGAAAGGGUUGACUGGUUACAAAGCCAAAAUGGAGUAUGCAAAGUCGAUGUCUAUUCUCCUGGAGACAGCCAACCCCAGGACUGGAAAAUGUCGGAUGAAACCUUGUCUGUUUUUAAGGAAGCAUCAACAGAUCCUGUCAGAGUGCUCAGCUGGCUCCGCAGAGACCUGGAAAAAAGUACAGCAGAAUUCCAAGAUAUUAGAUUCAAGCCUGGAGAAUCGUCAUUUGGUGAGGAAACUGCCAACCCAGGAAACAGAGGUUUCUGUAUAGACUAUUUCAACAACCCCCAGAAGGGCAGUCCAGGGAGAUUGCAUUUUGAGGUAACUCACAAAGAGACUCCCUCCCAGGACCCCUGUCCUCAAGCUGGUAAAGGGAGUUCAGUCGAUGAAGUUUCCUUCUAUGCUAACCGCCUCACAAAUCUAGUCAUAGCUAUGGCCCGCAAGGAGAUCAAUGAGAAGAUCGACGGCUCUGAAAACAAAUGUGUCCGUCAAUCAUUGUAUGUAGGGGAUGAACCUGUACCCAAAAAGAGCCUGAGUACAGUAGCAUCAGAGUUGGUGAAUGAAACUGUCUCUGCAUGUGCCAAUACAACUUCCCCAGACAAGGCUCCUGGCUCUGGAGACAGAGCCUCCGGAUUAUCACAGAGUCCCCCAAAUUUGAAGUACAAGAGCACUUUGAAAAUCAAGGAGUGUACCAAGGAAAGCAAGUGUCCAGAUGACAAGUCCGCUUCUAAGAAGUCUUUCUUCUAUAAGGAAGUGUUUGAAUCUCGGAAUGCAGGUGAUGCCAAAGAGGGUGGAAAGUCCCUGCCUGGGGAGAAAAAGAUGUUCAGUGGGCAGGAAAGGCCUAGUGACUUUACAGCUUCCGUUAGUCAAGGGAUCAUGACCUAUGCCAAUAGUGUGGUAUCGGAUAUGAUGGUCUCCAUCAUGAAGACACUGAGGAUCCAAGUGAAGGACACAACCAUUGCCACCAUCUUACUAAAGAAAGUACUGAUCAAACAUGCAAAAGAAGUCGUCUCAGAUCUCAUUGAUUCCUUCAUGAAGAAUCUCCACAAUGUCACCGGGACCCUUAUGACUGAUACAGACUUUAUCUCAGCUGUGAAAAGAAGUCUCUUCUCUCAAGGAAGCCAAAAGGCUACAGAUAUCAUGGACGCCAUGCUAGGUAAACUAUACACUGUGAUGUUUGCCAAAAAAUUCCCUGAUAAUCUCCGGAAAACCAAGGAUAAGUCAGAGAGUUAUUCCCUCCUCUCCAUGAAAGGAAUAGACCGAAAUAUGAACUUUACAAUGAAAUCUGAAGCUAAAGUGAAAGAAAAGAUAUAUUCGUCAGGCAAAUCAGAGAAGGAGAAGACUUGUGCUGAAACCCUGGGUGAGCAUAUUAUCAAAGAGGGGUUGACCAUGUGGCAUAAAACUCAAAAGAAAGAGUGUAAAUCUCCAGAUUUCGAACCUGCAGCUACCAACAAACAGAAAAAUCCUGCACCAGACAUUCCCUUUGAGUGUCUGGAUCCUUGCAGUUUCAGCCCUUCUCUGCAUUUCCCAGAGAUACCAGAGAAUUUUAUGUGUGAUUCAGACUCCUGGGCCAAGGACCUGAUUGUGUCUGCCCUGCUUCUGAUUCAGUACCACCUGGCUCAGGGAGGAAGGAUGGAUGCACAGAGCUUCCUUGAAGCUGCUGGCUCCUCCAACUUUCCCAUCACCAAGACCCCUGUAGUUUUAGAUGAAUCCAGCCUUAAGACCCCUCACGUGGUAUGUGACCAAGAACAAUCAGAAAAGAAGGAUCUAAUGAGUGUUUUCUUCAAUUUUAUCCGGAACUUACUUGGUGAAACUAUUUUCAAGGGUGACAAUAGCUGUGAAUCCAAGGCUCCAGAAAAGUCAGAUAAGGAAAAAGAUUGCAACCAGGGUGAAAGACCUAUGACCCCUUCCCCCAAAUUAUCUGAAGGUGAUGAGGCUGGUGCCUUUUCUGGGCUGACCAAGAUGGUUGCCAACCAGCUGGAUGGCAACAUGAAUGGGCAAAUGGUAGAUCAUCUGGUGGACUCAGUGAUGAAGUUGUGUCUCAUUAUUGCCAAGUCCUGUGACUCUCCCUUGGCAGAGCUGGGAGAUGAGAAAAGUGGGGAUGCCAGCCGGCCAAAUUCAGCCUUCCCAGAGAGUUUAUACGAGUGUUUACCAGUCAAAGGCACAGGAACAGCAGAGGCUCUCCUACAAAAUGCCUAUCAAGCCAUCCAUAAUGAACUGAGAUGUGCAUCAGGACAGCCCCCUGAAGGAUGUACAGCACCCAAAGUGAUUGUCAGUAAUCACAACCUAUCUGACACAGUUCAGAACAAGCAACUCCAAGCUGUUCUUCAAUGGGUAGCUGCUUCUGAGCUCAAUGUCCCGAUUUUGUACUUUGCUGGUGAUGAUGAAGGGAUCCAAGAGAAGCUACUUCAGCUCUCGGCUGCUGCUGUAGACAAGGGACGCAGCGUAGGGGAGGUUCUGCAGUCGGUGCUGCGCUAUGAGAAGGAGCGACAGCUGGAUGAGGCGGUGGGAAAUGUCACACGGCUGCAGCUGCUGGACUGGCUGAUGGUGAACCUGUGAUCAUGCCCACUCUCUGCAUCCCCUCUUCCAGCAGUGGGCCCAGCCCUUGCCCCACCCACUCUCCCCUCAUUCCCACAGCUCCCUUGUCCUUAUCCUCACAGAGCCCUAACAUUAUCUUCAUACCACUCACAUGAAAGACAUGUCAUCUAAUGCUAGUCACUGGAUUUUGCACAUUUUCCUGUCCAUGCGAGCAAGGACAUAAAAUUAAAAAAAAUUAAAGAGC